AUGGGCGGGAACCACUCCCACAAGCCCCCGGUGUUUGACGAGAAUGAGGAAGUCAACUUUGACCAUUUUCAGAUUCUGCGGGCCAUUGGUAAAGGCAGUUUUGGAAAGGUGUGUAUCGUGCAGAAGCGAGACACCAAGAAAAUGUAUGCGAUGAAGUACAUGAACAAGCAGAAGUGCAUCGAGAGGGACGAGGUGCGCAACGUCUUCCGGGAACUCCAGAUCAUGCAGGGCCUGGAGCAUCCUUUCCUGGUCAAUCUUUGGUACUCCUUCCAGGAUGAGGAGGACAUGUUCAUGGUGGUGGACCUGCUGCUGGGAGGGGAUCUGCGCUAUCACCUGCAGCAGAAUGUACAUUUCACAGAAGGGGACGUGAAGCUCUACAUCUGUGAGCUGGCCCUGGCCCUGGAGUAUCUGCAGCGGUACCACAUCAUCCACAGAGACAUCAAGCCAGACAACAUAUUGCUGGACGAACAUGGACACGUUCACAUCACAGACUUCAACAUAGCGACAGUCGUGAAAGGCGCAGAAAAGGCUUCCUCCAUGGCCGGGACCAAGCCCUACAUGGCGCCGGAAGUGUUCCAAGUGUAUGUGGACGGAGGCCCUGGGUACUCCUACCCUGUUGACUGGUGGUCCCUGGGUGUCACGGCCUACGAGCUGCUGCGGGGCUGGAGACCAUAUGAAAUCCACUCGGCCACACCCAUCGAUGAGAUCCUUAACAUGUUCAAGGUGGAGCGCGUCCACUACUCUUCCAUGUGGUGCAAGGGCAUGGUCACCCUGCUAAAGAAGCUCUUGACCAAGGACCCUGAGAGCCGCCUGUCCAGCCUUGGUGACAUCCAGAGCUCACCCUAUUUGGCCAACAUGAACUGGGAUGCGGUGUUGGAGAAGGCACUGACGCCCGGCUUUGUGCCCAAUAAAGGGAGACUGAACUGCGAUCCCACAUUUGAACUUGAAGAGAUGAUUCUUGAAUCCAAACCACUUCAUAAAAAGAAGAAGAGGUUGGCAAAGAACAGAUCCAAAGAUGGCUCAAAGGACAGCUGUCCUCUGAAUGGACACCUCCAGCAGUGCUUGGAGACUGUGCGGAAGGAAUUCAUCGUAUUCAACAGAGAGAAGCUGAGGAAGCAGCAGGGGCAGGGCGGCCAGCUCUUGGACAUGGAAGGCCGAGCCGGGAGCCAGGCCCAGGGCAAGCUCCAGGAUGGGUGUAACAACAACAUUCUGGCCCACGCCUGUUCUCGUGGCUGCAGCAGCUAA
Messenger RNA from Budorcas taxicolor (takin), 1245 nucleotides. RefSeq names its product serine/threonine kinase 32B (gene STK32B). NCBI's taxonomy places the organism in Eukaryota, Metazoa, Chordata, Mammalia, Artiodactyla, Bovidae. Gene Ontology annotation, molecular function: G protein-coupled receptor kinase activity; G protein-coupled receptor binding; ATP binding. The transcript is spliced from 12 exons. Bases 1 to 1245 code for a protein of 414 amino acids. The record is from RefSeq and is a predicted model, not a curated record. Gene Ontology annotation, biological process: regulation of signal transduction; G protein-coupled receptor signaling pathway; protein phosphorylation.